Messenger RNA from Erigeron canadensis, 657 nucleotides. RefSeq names its product LRR receptor kinase SERK2-like. Gene Ontology annotation, molecular function: protein binding. The record is from RefSeq and is a predicted model, not a curated record. NCBI's taxonomy places the organism in Eukaryota, Viridiplantae, Streptophyta, Magnoliopsida, Asterales, Asteraceae. Bases 1 to 657 code for a protein of 218 amino acids. The transcript has 7 exons.
AUGGAACGUAUUCCCUCUUGGAUUUCUGCUUUUGCUUUCUUGUUUGUUUUGGCAUUAUGUAGCUUGUCAGGGGUUUAUGGGAAUUCUGAAGGUGAUGCUUUGUACGCCUUUAAGAAACAAUUGACUGAUCGCAACAAUGUUCUGCAAAGUUGGGAUCCAACCCUCGUCAAUCCGUGUACAUGGUUUCAUGUUACUUGCAACAGUGAAAACAGUGUUACUCGAGUUGAUCUUGGACAUGCGAACUUGAGCGGUCAACUAGUUUCACAGCUUGGUCAGCUUUCCAAUUUAAAGUACUUGCAGCUUUAUGGUAAUAACAUCAACGGAGUAAUUCCUGAUUCGCUUGGGAACUUAAAGAACUUGGUGAGCUUGGAUCUUUACAUGAAUCGGUUAUCAGGUCACAUUCCAAAAUCAUUGGGCAAGCUUCACAAACUUUGCUUCCUCCGUCUCAACAACAACGCUUUGACAGGAACUAUUCCAUAUUCAUUAACUUCCAUAACCACACUAAAAGUUCUUGAUCUAUCAAACAACCGUUUAAGAGGAUAUGUUCCUACCAACGGCUCCUUUUCACAGUUCACAGCUGUCAGUUUUGCCCAUAAUCCGAAGUUGAUAUAUCCUGCCGUUCCACAAGCUUCGGGUCCAACUCCACCAAAGGCAUAA